AAAUAAAAAUACCUAGGAACCUGGAUUUCAUCCAAUAAUGAUCAAACAAUCGAAAUAAAAGCUAGGAUAGAAAUAGCAAGAAAUGCGUUUGUAAAAAUGAAAACAAUUCUCUGCAUCAAAGAUCUUAAGUUAGAACUGAGAGUAAGAGUACUGAGAUGCUACGUGUUUUCAAUACUGCAAUAUGGACUUGAAAGCUGGACAUUAAAGCAAAAACACAUAAAUAUGUUACUGUCCUUUGAAAUCAUGAACACAGAAGAAAACUAACACGGAUGUAUUGCGCGAAAUAGGCAAAGAAUGCGAAAUAAUAAACACAAUAAAAAUAAGAAAGUUACAAUAUCUGGGACACGUAUUGAGGGGACAGCGAUAUGAACUGCUAAGGCUGAUAAUAAAGGGAAAG
This is a messenger RNA of Diabrotica balteata, 397 nucleotides long. Lineage: Eukaryota; Metazoa; Arthropoda; Insecta; Coleoptera; Chrysomelidae. The record is from the annotation of a GenBank genome assembly.